CCUAAAAAGACAACACCAAACCCCAAAGAAAGCUUAGCUUCCGACUCCACGACAAACUCCGAUCGAGCUCCCGCCAUGGCAGCCGCGUCCGCCGUCGCCUCGUCGCCCCAGGCACUUGAAGCCCACCCCGCCGUCCCCGUCCAGGAAUUCUCGGUCGAGGCAUCCUCCUCAUCGUCGUCCCGCGCCGUCGAAGCGAGGCCGGUGUCGUGUAAUGGCGGCGGCGAGGAGUGCGUGCUCGAACGGCACUCCCCGUGGGUGGCGGCGGCCGAGGCGGAAUCGAGGUUGGGGGAAGCUGCUUCUGCGGGACUUUAUCUUCGGGUCGAGAAGUUGGCGGAGGAGGAGUUACGAGACAACCGGCAGCGACAGGACGACGAGCUGAUGGCGUUGGAGGCAAUUUACGGGGAUGAUCUGGCUGAAUUUGAAAACAAAGGAGAGCUUCGAUAUUUCCAGAUUUACAUACACUACGACUUGCAUGAUGGCGUUGAAGUGUGCGCUAAGCUUUCUUCAGCUAAUGACAGUCCAAAAGAUGUAGGGUGUCCUGAUGAUGGUACAGAAGAGCAUGGUGAUAGACCAGACGAAUUCUCUUACACUUGCAACUUUGAGUACCUGCCUCCUUUGGUACUGACAUGCUUGCUUCCGCUGUCCUAUCCUAGUAAAGACCCCCCAUAUUUUACAGCAACUGCCAAAUGGAUGGAUGGACCUGAUGUUUCUCAACUCUGUGAGAUGCCUGACAACAUUUGGGCAGAGCUACCAGGGCAGGAAGUGGUAUGCCAAUGGGUCGAGGGGAUACGUAACUCUUCUUUUUCAUAUCUCCGAUUUGAUGGUAAAAUAACAUUAGGUCCAGAUAUUGCAACGCACAAACUAGACAACCGUGCAAUCUCAAGAAGUCUCCCACUGGAGUCUGUAAUCCCUUCAAUGCUUAGUUACAGUAGUAAGAAGCACUAUGAAGCUUUUCUCCAGGAUUUUCAUAUGUGCAUGAUAUGCCUUAACCAGACCAAAGGUUCAAACUUCAUCAAGCUUCCCUGCCAGCACUUGUUUUGUGUGAAGUGCAUGGAGACCUUAUGCGGGAUGCAUGUGAAGGAAGGUAGUUUAUUUCAGUUGGUAUGCCCUGAUACGAAGUGUAGUGCUUCAAUUCCACCUUAUUUGUUGAAGACGCUACUCAGCGAAGGAGAAUUUCAACGUUGGGACAGGCUUACUCUCGAGAAAGCAUUGGACUUGAUGUCAGAUGUGGUUCACUGUCCAAGGUGUUCAAUCGGUUGCUUGGGAGAUGAGGAUUACAAUGCGCAAUGUCCAAAAUGUUGCUUUGUAUUCUGCUCGUUAUGCAAGGAUCCGCGCCAUCCAGGGAAGGAGUGUCUAACUCCAGAACAAAAGCUCCAGCGGCUCCAGGCAUCCGGCAAGAUGACCGCGAGUGGGAUGGUGGAGGAAAUGAUGAGCAUAAAAAUGCUUUAUGGAGAUGCUAGAUCAUGUCCAAAAUGCAAAAUGACCAUCAGCAAAACUGAAGGUUGCAACAAGGUGGUGUGUAUCAGUUGUGGUCAAGCAUUCUGUUUCCUCUGUGGCAAGGCUAUCAUCAGUGGCUAUGGCCAUUUCAGUAAGCGCCGUGACCUCUUUGAGCCUGGAAAAGAGGACACGAAGGAUUGGCAGAACCAAAUGAAUUGGCUAGAAAUUAGAAACCGUAUACGAGCUCAAAAGCACCCGGUGGGCAGUACCGUAAAAUGUCCAAAAUGCCGCCAAAAAAUUUACAAGGACAAUGUUGAAUAUAUUUUCUGUCGGGCAUGCCAAGCCAGCUAUUGCACACUGUGCAGAAAGCAGGUCGAGUUUACGGGGCUACAGAGUGACCACUGGGGGUCACCGCAAUGUGUGGGGAUAAAGUUCUAGAAUCAGAACUCUCCAAUUCUUACAUUUUGUAUAUCAGGACCUUGUCCCAAUGUUAUGUGUAGUUAGGAAUGACCAUAUGUUGCAAGCACGGGUAAUUAGGAUGCACAUACAUUUAAGAUACGUGUAUCAACUAGCUUAUCGACCGGUCAUUGUAAAAUCCUUUUAUAAUAGUAUUGUUCUACCUUUUGGAAAAUGAGAAGGGAAACAUAUUAUUCUUUA
Messenger RNA from Brachypodium distachyon (stiff brome), 2094 nucleotides. RefSeq names its product E3 ubiquitin-protein ligase RNF14. Gene Ontology annotation, molecular function: ubiquitin conjugating enzyme binding; ubiquitin protein ligase activity; zinc ion binding. The record is from RefSeq and is a predicted model, not a curated record. The transcript is spliced from 7 exons. Gene Ontology annotation, cellular component: cytoplasm; ubiquitin ligase complex. Gene Ontology annotation, biological process: positive regulation of proteasomal ubiquitin-dependent protein catabolic process; protein polyubiquitination; ubiquitin-dependent protein catabolic process. Bases 76 to 1875 code for a protein of 599 amino acids. NCBI's taxonomy places the organism in Eukaryota, Viridiplantae, Streptophyta, Magnoliopsida, Poales, Poaceae.